This is a messenger RNA of Orbicella faveolata, 1425 nucleotides long. RefSeq lists its product as uncharacterized. The record is from RefSeq and is a predicted model, not a curated record. Lineage: Eukaryota; Metazoa; Cnidaria; Anthozoa; Scleractinia; Merulinidae.
GCUCUUUGGAAAUAGGUGGACAAGUCUACAGUUUUGCUCAUGUCCGAUGAGCAGCUUGCAAGUUUGGGCGUCAACACAAUUGGCGACCGCCUGCGACUAAAGGCAUUUUGUUCGUCCGGAGCGUCAACUUCCAGAGGACCUGAUUCUUCAGCCGACAAGCAAGCAAAAAUAGACAGAGUAAAAGCACUUUUACAGGAAAAUAAGCGGGGCAAGAAGGCAAAUGCGAAGAACGAUUCCACUAAUUACGCUGCAAAGGCGCGUAAAAAGGAGACAUUGAAGUUAGAAUUUGGCUGGAAACAUUGGUCGAAUGGAAAGUACAAACAGAAACGCAGUGAUCGCGGAGGUGGAAAACACCGGAUGAAUGUUUGCAGGGAUGCAGGGUACGAAGAAUGCCUUCAAAUUGCUAAGAAGCUUUUCUUUCCCAGAGGUGUAAGCUCUGAAGGUCCCGAAGAUGAUAUGCAUUUUGUCCUUGCAAACUAUGCAGACCUACCAGUUAACGAUUUAGAGGAUGAUUCUGAAAACGUGCCAUUUUCUGCGGGAAAGUACAAGGAAAUAACUGGGUUUACCCUUCCAAGUGUUUAUCUGCUAUCGAGGAGUUGUUUGUCAGAUGACGAUAACACCUCAGAUGACGGUCUUCACGAGUCUGUGUUUCGGGACACUCUGCCCAGCCUCUUUGAUGAAGAUAAUGGAGAUUUCCUCCAAUCCUCAAUGCUCAUUGGCAGUAGCAGUGAGAGAAAAGCGUUUUUUGAAGAUCUCAAAGAGCAAGUUGCCAAAUCAGAAACUGAAGACGCAGCCAAACAUUCCACGAAAGAAGCCGCGGAGAGGAAGCAGCGCGAACUUAUGGAGCAAGAGAUAGCUAAAGCUCAAGAAGAAGCAGAAGCGUUGAAUUUGUUGAGGAAGGCACGAGAGGGACGGGUUCCACCUCAGCCUAACGAAAAUGGAGUUAUUGUUUCAGUACGUCAUGUUGACUUAGGUGUCCUAACGCGAUCAUUCCCCUCUUCGGCUUCAAUGUUGGCAGUGUACGAUUGGAUUGGAUCCCUUAGCCUUACUCCUAAGUAUUUUAGAUUGACUAAGAUGCCUAAUUUUACUCUAUACCCUGAGGAAAGUGUGGCUGUCGCCGACAGAGAGCUCCUUUCAAUGUUGGAAGAAAGUUUUCCAUUACCAUUAGCGUUAGACGAGAAUGAAGUAACCUUCUUUGAAGGAGAAAGUGAUAAACCCAAGACAUCUGCUGACGCGACUUUAUUGGAUGUCUCACCAAAGCCACCAGAAGUUCUUCUUGAGAGUGACGACGAAACGCAAACAACAGAGAUAAUUACACAUGACAGCUACGCAAGCUUGGAAGAGCGCCGUAAGCAGGAGCAUAAUGCACUGGAGAAGAAUCACGAAAAGAUCGUCACCAUUAGUCGACAUAAGAUCACUGAAUAA